AUGUGGAUUAGCAGGGCCACUUUGGCUCUUGGUUUAUUUUGCACUUUAAUUAGUGACUACGCUGGUUUGAGAGAGAUCCCAGCUUUGUUUGAAGGACGAUUAAAGGUUGUUAUAUCGUUUUAUAUGAACUCAGUAACAUUUAAUAGUUCUAUCCUCAUGAACACUAACACUGUUUCUACCAAGUAAGACAUGUCUAUAUCGUUAAGGUAAACACUUGGUAUAAAUAGAUUGAGGUGAAUGGGAGAUCUGUGUAUUGUUUAGUUUGAUUGUCUAUUUCUUCAAUAGAUAAAUCACUGAGAACGGAGCACUAUAAAAAUAGCAAAGAGAGGAGAUCGAUGAAAAGUAAAAUUGAAAAAUGGAAUGUGAGACAUGUAUACAGUGGGCGCAGAUAGUGCUCGCUACAUGAGUCUUAUAGCAUGUGAGACAGGGUGAAAUAAACCGCCUAAAUUUUGGCAUUUUCAAUUUACUACAAUUUGCUGUUUAGUGAAUUAAUCUCAUUGUUUAUGUUUCCUUGAACAUUAUUUAAACUAAUUGUCAGAAUCAAUGUGUCAAACGAAAUAACCAAUCACUGUCUUCCUUUACAGGUGCUGGACUCGGAAUUAUAACAUGAACUACUGGCUGAUUAUACGACUUCCCAUCCUGAUUGCUAUUGGGGUAAGGGGCUAAUAAAAACCCACUGAAAGGGGGUUAGGGGGCAGAUAUGGAAUAAACUCUUUCACACACACACGCCUUUAUACACACUCACAAACUCUCCCUCACAUGCUGUCAGACCCACACUCACACACUGUCAGACCCACACUCACAUACUCUCACACUCACACACCCACACACUGUAUGACCCACACUCACACACUGUCAGACCCACACAUACACUGUCAGACUUACACACUGUAAGACCCACACUCACACAUUGUCAGACGGUAACCCACACAUUGUCAGAUGGUGACCCACACAUUGUCAGACUCACACUCACACACGGUCAGACUCACACACUCUCAGACUCACACACUGUCAUACCCACACUCACACACUGUCAGACUCACACUCACACACUGUCAGACCCACACUCACAGACUGUCAGACCCACACUCACACACUGUCAGACUCACACUCUGUGACGAGACCAAUCUCGCCACAUUGCAUUGGAGAAGCCUGGUUGCUCGCCUGCUGCCUUUGGACUAUGGCCCCCUGUUAAAAGACAUCUUUUUUACCUGCAGAAAAGCUUCAGUCGUGUUUUUCUGCCUGAGUUUCAGUAGAUUUGUUUGAAUGUGUUAUACCCCAGAUGGGAAUCCCAUGGAGCCCAUUCGUAUGAAACUGACUGUAAAGACUUUGGCUCCAUGGUGAUUAAACUGUAUUUGUGUGGUCCGAGCGCCAUUCACUUAAUAAUGUGCGCUCAGACCUGAGCUAUCUGGGGAUAUGUGAAAUGUCUGUGUUUUAUGUAUAAAUGUGACUUUAUGUAUUUUAAAGUGUUUUGUGUCUUUUUGCAACCAUGUGCUUAAUGGAGUCUUGUGUCUAUCCUGGGAGAUAAUUGAAUUACUUAUCUCCAGGAUAGAAGACUCUGAAACUGGUUUGGGCCAGAAAGCCAUGCUUCAUUUAGUCACAAAGGACUUUUUACUAACUUUUGAACCCCUUGUCUGAUUUGUGCCAUUUUUGAAUAUGUUGUUCCCCUGAAUGGAUUGAUUGUGCAUAUGUAAUUUUAUGUGAAUGUGAUGUAUGGUUUUAGAGUUAUGAAAGUUGGGUAGAAAGUAUGUUUUAACUGUAUGUAUAAUUGAGUUUCCUCUCAGGAUAAGGGGAGGGAAUAUGUGGGAUGUAACUGUGAUGUGAUUGGUUGUUUUAUACCUCCCUGUGGGUGGUCCUGUAUUUGAAACACUGUAAUAAAACCAGGCUGGGUGUGCCAGCACCUCAGACCACUGCUUGACCCUCAACACGGAGCCUUGUCUCGUCUUUGGGGGGAUUUACUGUAUGCUGCUAAGGACUGAUUGCUAGGAGUGUAAGCCGCUUGGAAGCUUUUCCUGUUCGCCUGCUAGCAGCUAUUCGUAUGGUUCCUGUUCGUUUAUUUGAAGUGCCACCUUAUUCCCUUGUAUGCCGUUCGGGAGUUUGGAGCAUUCACUUAUUGGCGGUUCGUGAGUUUUGGUGAUUAUUCAGUAGCUGUGCCUGUCUCUGAAAAGGGGAUUAUCGUCUAAGCGGUUUUUUCCCCUUUUGUGCAAAACGGUCCAUUACAAUUGGUGGCAGCGGUGGGAUCGUUCCUACAACCAGAAGGACAGCUACAGGAGACACCAUUUCUUUGGAUUUUACAAUUUGAGGGCAACGCAUGUCUGAGUACAGCGACCCUGACAGCAACAGCAUGGAACCAGCAGUGUCAUACGAGGAGGAGGACCUGGAUGGCCGGGAUGCAUUAAGGAAAGGCAUCUGGUACCAGGCCCUGGAUAAUGUACAGUACCAGUGGGGUGAGAGUCUCCCCAGUGAAGAGCAGCGGUUGCAGAAGCAAGUGGCCCUGCGGAUGCCCUUCCUGGGAGAGCAGCCCCUAGAUGAAUGGGUGAAGGAAUUGGAGCACCGGGUAUGGCAGGAGAUUUGGCUGGAAGAUGCAUACCAGGCGCUCUGGUGGUAUGGGACACAGUACCUGCCCUGGACAGCCGAGCAUGACAAGCCAGAGGGACAGGAGUUUGAUGGUCCUGGCUUGUUAUGGGAGGCUUUUUCAGAGCCUGAAUUUGGGAGCCCUACACAAGCCCGGUUCAGUGAUCUCUUGGAGUGGAGGGAGAGCAGGUAUGACUGGGACGACACUCACGACAUUGAGCAAGACCUGGCCCACCUAGCAACCCUGGAGUGGGAACUGGAGCAGGACUACCAAGAUCUCUUCCACUCCAUUGAAAAGAUUCAGCAGGACAGCAAGGUGACAGAUCCAGUUCCAGACCCAUUCAGCUGGGAAGACAUUGUGGAUAUUUUCUGGGAAGAACCCCAGGUGGCCGGUAGAGAUGGGACCGAGGUCUCUCCACCGGUAUUGCAGGGAAUUGGGAGCCCGAGCUCCAUUCCCCAGCGGGAGAUAUUGCAGGGAAGGAGAGCCUGAGCUCCAUUCCCCAGCGGCAGGCUGAGUUACAGGGGGCAGAGGUAGUUGUUCCUGCCCCCCAGCAGCAGAGUGAUAUGCCGGGAAGGCAGUGUAAAGUGCAGGGAGAGGAGAACAGCGUCCUCCCUCCCCAGCGGCAGGCUGAGAUACAGGGGGCAGAGGUAGUUGUUCCUGCCCCCCAGCAGCCAAGUGAUAUGCCGGGAAGGCAGUGUGAAGUCCAGGGAGAGGAGAGCAGUGUCCUCCCUCCCCAGCGGCAGCGUGAUUUUUUGGGAAUUGGGAGCCCAGUCUCCAUUCCCCAGCGGCAGUGUGAUGUGCCGGGAAUUGGGAGCCCAGUCUCCAUUCCCCAGCGGAGAUACAGCAGGGAAUUGGGAGCCCAGUCUCCAUUCCCCAGCGGCAGAGUGUCCUACCAGGGAAUAGAGAGCCCAGUCUCCUUUCCCCAGCAGCAGGACACUGUAUUGGGAGCGGAGACAGUCGGUCUCCCUCCACAGAGGAUGAAAGUAUGUAUGGGAGAGGAGCUUGCUACCACCUCUCCCCAGCAGCGGAUCAUUAAUGGGCAGGGAAUAGAGAGCUCAGUCUCCUUUCCCCAGCGGCAGAGUGUUCUAUCGGGAGAGGAGCCUGUUACCCCCUCUCCCCAGCGACAGCUUAGAGUAUCCAAAGGGGAGACAGUCGGUCUCCCCCUCCGGCAGCAGAGCUGUGCAACAAAAGGGGAGACAGUCGGUCUCCAGCAGCAGAGCGGUGUAGUUAAAGGGGAGACAGUCGGUCUCCCCCUCCAACAACCAGGCUUCAACCAGGCUACCCUCCCAGUAGCGCUGGCAACAGGGCAGAGUGCCGCUGGUCUCUGCCCACGCAGCAACCCACCCAGUCAGUGUACCCGUACCCAGCACAGCUGUGGUGAGGCACCUGGACAUGGACAAGCUUCUCCUUUACCCAGGUGUAGUAACCAUUUAUUGUGGGUGGGCUGUGCUGUUGAUUAUGUUUUGUGGGUGGGCUGCUGGACUAACAAGGGCACUGACCGGCAGGAGGUCAGAUACCCUGUUAGUCUGUUUGGAAAAGGGGAGAGAUGUGACGAGACCAAUCUCGCCACAUUGCAUUGGAGAAGCCUGGUUGCUCGCCUGCUGCCUUUGGACUAUGGCCCCCUGUUAAAAGACAUCUUUUUUACCUGCAGAAAAGCUUCAGUCGUGUUUUUCUGCCUGAGUUUCAGUAGAUUUGUUUGAAUGUGUUAUACCCCAGAUGGGAAUCCCAUGGAGCCCAUUCGUAUGAAACUGACUGUAAAGACUUUGGCUCCAUGGUGAUUAAACUGUAUUUGUGUGGUCCGAGCGCCAUUCACUUAAUAAUGUGCGCUCAGACCUGAGCUAUCUGGGGAUAUGUGAAAUGUCUGUGUUUUAUGUAUAAAUGUGACUUUAUGUAUUUUAAAGUGCUUUGUGUCUUUUUGCAACCAUGUGCUUAAUGGAGUCUUGUGUCUGUCCUGGGAGAUAAUUGAAUUACUUAUCUCCAGGAUAGAAGACUCUGAAACUGGUUUGGGCCAGAAAGCCAUGCUUCAUUUAGUCACAAAGGACUUUUUACUAACUUUUGAACCCCUUGUCUGAUUUGUGCCAUUUUGAAUAUGUUGUUCCCCUGAAUGGAUUGAUUGUGCAUAUGUAAUUUUAUGUGAAUGUGAUGUAUGGUUUUAGAGUUAUGAAAGUUGGGUAGAAAGUAUGUUUUAACUGUAUGUAUAAUUGAGUUUCCUCUCAGGAUAAGGGGAGGGAAUAUGUGGGAUGUAACUGUGAUGUGAUUGGUUGUUUUAUACCUCCCUGUGGGCGGUCCUGUAUUUGAAAAGACUGUAAUAAAAACCAGGCUGGGUGUGCCAGCACCUCAGACCACUGCUUGACCCUCAACACGGAGCCUUGUCUCGUCUUUGGGGGGAUUUACUGUAUGCUGCUAAGGACUGAUUGCCAGGAGUGUAAGCCGCUUGGAAGCUUUUCCUGUUCGCCUGCUAGCAGCUAUUCGUAUGGUUCCUGUUCGUUUAUUUGAAGUGCCACCUUAUUCCCUUGUAUGCCGUUCGGGAGUUUGGAGCAUUCACUUAUUGGCGGUUCGUGAGUUUUGGUGAUUAUUCAGUAGCUGUGCCUGUCUCUGAAAGGGGGAUUAUCGUCUAAGCGGUUUUUUCCCCUUUUGUGCAAAACGGUCCGUUACACACUCACACACUGUCAUACUCACACACUGUCAGACUCACACUCACACACUGUCACACCCACACUCACACACUGUCAGACUCACACUCACACACUGUCACACCCACACUCACAGACUGUCAGACCCACACUCACACACUGUCAGACUCACACUCACAUACUGUCAUACUCACACUCACACAAUGUCAUACUCACACUGUCAGACUCACACGCACACACUGUCAGACUCACACACUGUCACACCCAUUUUACUGCUGUAGCCCACCAUUAAGCAGUGGUGCUCUCAGUCAGUGGAUGGGUGUCGGUGAUAGACGUUAACCCCCUUUCCGCAUUAGUUUAGGCAGAAUAGGCAGCUCAGCUAGUGUAGGACCGGCUGCCAGGAGAUUAAGGAAGACCUGGGAGUUGUGCCAAGCACAUACAGAGUCUGUUUCUAUUGAGCUCACCCAAUGACCGAGUCUGCUGCUGUUGAUUUAAAGAAAUAUAUUUAAAAGGAAACCAAUGAAGGUAACCAUUUCAACCUCCCCAGCUCCUGCCUCCAGGCCUUGUUGUUCUUUUAGAGAAUAUAUCCCUGAUAUCAUACCUCAUACCUCACUGUCAGAGGUGAAUGUGCCAUUAAUUAUGUGAUCACAUGAUUAUCUACACAGGGACAUGAAUAAUGUAAUAAUUAAAGGAGCACUGUUCUAUUUUGUCUGCAGAUCACUGAAGUUGUAAAGGAGAAGGGAGUUUACAGGAAACUUCUUACCUUUAGGGGUUAACAUGUUUUGUAAUGGUUUACCCCCGAAGUGGGUCCUCUGGUGCCCAACACGGCUGCCCCAAGCUUCCUUCCUCUUUGCCUCCAUUCUCACUCUAUUGCCAGACGCCUAGUGAAACAAAUGGUAUGUACUAAUUCUCUCACUAAGUGGCCAGAGAUAUGCUGAGAGGAUUAGUGGAUGUUUUUAGGAUCACCGGCCACCGAGCAAAACUCUACCCACACUGCGGUGACAGCGAGAGGAAGGGAGCCGGGAGCAAUGGUGUCCAGAGGUCCAACUACAAGGUUAAACCACUGCAAUAUGGACAGCGGCUGGACAUUUCAACACCAUAACAAAUUCAAUGAGUGGGUUUGGUGGAAGCGAUCGUCUGAUAAUUAAAUCAACCUAUCAUCAGAAUAAAAUGCUGUCGUUAUGUAGCGAUAAACCUUUGAUCCAGCAAUUUCUAAGAUUCACCGAAGCCAUCGUUUAAGGAAACAAAAAGACGCCUGCCAACUCUAAGUUCAUUUUUGUAAUUUUCUUAACAGCGUAUUCCAAAUCACAGCUUUUAUUUAUAAUUUUAUUUAUAUAUAGAUUAGAAAACAUGGGAUGAGCAUUUAGUUAACUUUCACAGAAAUUGUAUUGAUUUGUGAUAAUGUGUUGUGUCUGAGAGAAAAUCAUGUAUAAAAGUGUUUUCUUUUCAGCUCUUGAGGUAUAAGAUGUUAUAACUAAACCCUCGGUCCCCGAACACUUGAAAUAAAAUGUGUUUUGUUUGUUAACAGGUGAACUUUGUGAUCUUUAUCAGAGUGAUUUGCAUUAUCAUCUCCAAGCUGCAGGCAAAUCUCAUGUGCAGAACUGACACCAAAUGCAGGUGAGUUAAUGGCGGCAGUAAAUCUAGCAAAGGCGAUAAAGCACACUGCGCAGAGUUACAGCGUGUAAUCCAUUCUGCCGCAACGAUAUUCUAAAUCAGACCGUGAAAUGCUGGUGGCGGAGUGUGGCAGGCUGGCUGCACAGGGACCCAUCAGACAUCUCUCACCGCAUUCUACUGAACGUUACAAUAUUUUAUAAUUCAAUUGCCAUUCACACACUACACAGAAACACUAUCACUGUAACACAAUACAGAGAUACACUAUCACUGUAACACAAUACAGAGAUACACUAUCACUGUAACACAAUACAGAGAUACACUAUCACUGUAACACAAUACACAGAUACACUAUCACUGUAACACAUUACACAGAUACACUAUCACUAUAACACAAUACACAGAAACACUAUCACUGUAACACAAUACAGAGAUACACUAUCACUGUAACACAAUACACAGAUACACUAUCACUGUAACACAUUACACAGAUACACUAUCACUGUAACACAAUACAGAGAUACACUAUCACUAUAACACAAUACACAGAUACACUAUCACUGUAACACAAUACACAGAUACACUAUCAUUGUAGCACAAUACACAGAAACACUAUCACUGUAACACAAUACACAGAUACACUAUCACUAUAACACAUUACACAGAUACACUAUCACUGUAACACAAUACACAGACAAACUAUCAUUGUAACACAAUACACAGAUACACUAUCACUGUAACACAAUACACAGAUACACUAUCAUUGUAACACAAUACACAGAUACACUAUCACUGUAACACAAUACACAGACACACUAUCACUGUAACACAGUACACAGCUUGUUAUAUUGAAUUUCUAUUUCUAAAAAUAGUGACUUGCUAUACAAACUAUUGUGGACUAAAGUUUUUAUCAGUCUCAGCCUGGACUGAAGUUGUUAUGGUCCACUUUAACUAUUUAGAAAACGGAGGUCCUGCUACCUCAGUACACCAGAUGUAUAUUUAACUAGCGACAGCCAGAAUCUCACUGAGCAUGAUAUGGCUCCAUUUGAUGGGACAAAAAAAAAUAUGAAAAGUAGCUCAAAGGAGGGCAGAACACAAAAACCAGAACCAAUGUAUGUUUUUAUUUUAUGUGAUAGUUAGGGAGCGGCUGUUAGAAUGAUCGUCUAAAGUAGAAUUGCUUUACUUUUUUUAGCAUCUGCGAAGUAUGUUAAACAAAUACUGUGUAGAAAGUAUCUGUAUGUCAGACUUCUUCAUUCCAUAACAGCUCUUCAUAGAGAGAGAUUUCUAUUUUAUUAAUGGAGUAUCUUUAUAAAUUAUUUAUUUAUUAAAGGGACACUAUAGUCACAAGAACAACUACAGCUUUUUGCAUUUGUUCUGGUGAGUAGAAUCAUUACCUUCAGGCUUUUUGCAGUAAACACAGUUUGUUUCAGAGAAAAUGCAGUGUUUACAUUACAGCCUAGUAAUACCUCCACUGGCCACUUCUCAGAUGGCUGCUAGAGGUGCUUCCUAGGGCACUGCUGCAUUCAGUGUCUCCACCCUCUGCAUGCAGACAGUGAACUUUCCUCAUAGAGGUGCAUUGAUUCAAUGUAUCUCUAUGAGGAGAUGAUGAUUGGCCAGGGAUGUGUUUGAAUUGUGCUAUGCCAAUUCUAUGGAGAAGCAUUGUGAUUGGCUCAGAUGAACACUUCUGAUGAUGUCAGCCAAGGAGGCAGAUCAGAUAAAUGUAAGAUCUUAUAUAUAUUAUAUUUAGGGGGCCAUAUAGUGUUUUUAAUACUAUAGGGUCAGGAAUACAUGUUUGUUUUCCUGACCCUCUAGUGUUCCUUUAAUGGAUUGCAUUUUUAUCAUUUCUAGUCAAGCAGAAAAGUUCCAAUACAUAAAAUCUCAGUAGCGCUGACUGACCACUUAGCCAUAUCGGUCAUGGACCGAGGACUCAAGGCAGUCUGGGGCCCGGAUGCAUAGAUAUGGCAGAGAUGGGGAGAUCGGAAGAUCUUCCCAUCUGGUCCAGCAUAAUUUAGUAUGUUUUAUUCAAUUUAUAUUUACAGGCCUCUACCGUUGUGGGGCUCGUAUCCUAUCACUCUAUCCCCUUCUCCAACUCCUAGUUAGAAAGGCACGAGUGGACACUAACCAGGGCUGGGGUAUUUUUGAUUUUAGCAAUGUCUCCCAACAAUAAGAAAUAUGGAUCUAGCAAGAAGUGGUGGGCUGGCCAACAGAGGUAGAGCUGAUUGGUGAGUCUGCCAAGUACAAGGAGCUUGCCAGCGUGACAUGCACCCAAAUCAAGUCAACUGACAGUUUCUGUGGCCGACUUCACUCACGACAGUUGACUCUGUGCUGCACACGCUAUCUAAUGAUGUGCUUUAUGAAAUGCUGAUAGGGAAUGACAUUACGAGACCUUUAAUUAAGGAGAGUUCCACCAAACCUGGGACAGUUGGGAGAUAUGUUUUAACCUAUACACACGUUGUACCUUCGCUCUGCACGUGUGGACAGUAUGUUGCACGUCGUCACACAUUGCUUGUAUGAGAUAUUCAGAUGAUUCUAUUUGUUGAUUUCUGAAUACUCAAUCACAAAAAUACAGUCACAUUCAAUUUUUCUUUCACAUUUGUCUUACUUUCUCAUAGAUUAAUGUAUACAAGAGCUCCACCCACAGAGACAUUUGGCUCAAAUUUAGUUUAAUAAUUAGGAGCAGUUUUAUUAGGGGAACUCUCUUAGUGACUCUUUUGUGUAGUCAAAGAACCCUUUGGAAUGCCCAGAUCAUAACUUUCUUUAUUGCAAGCGAACACUUUGGGCAUGUUAUACAAAUGAAGAGAGCACUUUCUAAACUGAGUAUGUUAUGCUUCUUAAAGGCUUGUUUCCUGUUGUUUUAUGAAGUAUGGUAGCCAUCAAAACAAAAUGUUACCUUAUUUGAAGAACAUACAUGUUUCUUUGUAUAACAUGACUGAAGAAGAGAUCUGCGUGGUGUUUGAGGCUCUCACUCUACAAGUCUACCUUUGUAGCUAUAGAGGAUCACUAUUGUGUCCUGAGACACUCAGGUAGUGUACCUCAUGUGAGUCAAGGAAGGGUAUGGAGAAGGAUGCGGAGGGAACAAAGUGACAUGGGAGAGAGUAUUGAAUCAGAGGAAAAUGCUCCUACUGAAUAGCAAUCCUUUUAAUCAAUGGGAGGCACAUUGUGUUAUUAGGAGGAGAAAAAAUAACACAAUUAUCAAAUAACUGCUUUUCACCCCAAAUAGAAUCCAGCACUUGGUGCGUGAUCUGCUUUGCAAAACCUACACAAAACCUAUCCGCUGUCUCCAUACCUCUCGCCAGAAGCUCUAUAUCUUUUUCAUGGCUAGCUGGGAUAGCAAAAAACUCCAGCAAAAUGCUUAAUUAUAGAUAAGCACCUUGUGAUAAACACGCUGUCUCGUAGUCUGGCACAGUUUAAAUGUUCUGCGAGCGCAGGCUCACAUUUUGUUACUAUAAUAUCCGCACAGUGCAAAUUGAGAACAAUACUUCCAACCUAUUUCAGAAAGCUGAAACCGUGCAGUAAUUAUCUAGGUUAAUUUAGUCAUUAGUAUUCUGUAAGAUAUAGUAUCAGUCUUUGGCCAAGCAAUAAAUCCAGGGAGCACAAUGUCGACUGCUGAGUUGGCUUUAUUCAGUAAAGAGUCUUUGAAGGACAUCUCCCCUGAAACUAAAUAUUUAUGGGCCAAAUAGAAUAUUUAAAUAAACACCUGAAGAGGCAUUGGGAGACAGAUUAGAUCCUUUCAGAGACUUUAUCCAGCUGGCAAAGAAGGAAUAACUCAGGUCUAUAACUUCAAGGCUGAGUAGUAUACACUCAACGUGGAGCAAAAUCCAGAGGGCACGGCAUAGUUAGCUCAUCCUCUGAGAUAUAUAUUUGUUAUUUAAACGUUUGUGUUUAUUAGGGCUAUGCAAAUAUAGUCAGUUACAAACAGAACAAUUUAUAUUUCGACAUGGCAGUAUAUAAAGUACUGAGAACAAUGCUCAUCAUUCCGAAGUCUGGAGAUUUUAGCAUUUUCAUCCACAGUAGCAAGAUGAUCUGUGGGUUUAACACGUGAAGGGGAUCUGGGAUCACGGAGUUUGAGACAGAAAAUUAUUUUCAGUUGAUGCUUUGAAAAUGUAAUGUUUAGGUUUUGUGCAAUUAACAUGUCAGAGAGAUAGAUAAAAAGUAAUUAGAGAUAGAUUGAGCUUAUAAAGUAAAAUAAAAGAGGAUGAGUGGGUCAGUGGUAGUAGAACGGAUUUCUCAUGGGAGAAGGCUGGGGAUUUGUCACUGGAAGUUAGGGUUCCAGAAGAUUGACCUAGAAUAUUUGUGGGUUGUUUUUGCAGCAGCAAAUUGGGGUUCAGGUAGAUUAACGUAAUGAAGCUAUGAAUUGAGAAUAGGCGGCAGAAGACGACUGAGUAUAAUAUUAAUAUUUUUUUUUAUUAUGCUGUUCAGUGUAAGAUAAGAAAAAUGUCCAGAGGUUAAUGCAAGUCUUUUUAUAGAAAUAACUACUUUAUAGCUUUUUUUUUUCUUUAUCAACAAAUGAUAUUUAGUCUUUUCAUUCCACCUGACAUUAUUACUUGUGUAUUGCAAAUUCCAGUACAUCGGUCCAGCACCAAGAAGCUUUUAUUGGUCGAUAUGUUAAUAUUCUUUUGAUGUAUUGGGUCUAUGAAAAAGCCUAAUUUGUUCCCACAGGACUUUACCACCCAGGGGGACUGCUAGAUAUUACGCAUUUAAACUUGAUUUCUUUUGAAAAAUGUAUUUAAAUUGUUUGGUACGUUGUGGCAGGCUUAUGCAAUGUAUGAUCACAUAACGUAAGUAAACCCCCAUUAUUUUUGCUUAGAUUAGGUGUUUUAAAAAAAAACUAAUAAAAUCUUUCAACAUUAAAGUUGAUGUUUAGUGGAUAGGUGAGUGCGCUGGAUCUUGUGUAAUAUUUAAAUAGUUUGGUGACUUAGACACUGUGUUUUUAGCGUUUUGUAUACAAAUCUGCAAAAAGUCUCUGAUCUACUCACAGUGCUGAAAUAUACACCGAUCUGCAUAUAUGACUUGGAUUUAGCUGGCUUUCAAAUGUUUAUUUCACUUUUAUGUGCUUGAAUUUAUUUAUUUAUUUCUAUGAAUACAUUUGUGAGAAAAUAGUCAUAAAAUGAUUGUGUGUUGUUUGUAAAAAUCCAUUGCCAAUAGAAAAUGUCAUGAAAUUUAUGGAACAUUAAUAUUUGUUCAAUGUGAUGGUAUCUCUUUGCGAGAUAAUACUAUGACAGCUUAACGUGUCUCUCUAAGCACCACAGCCACUACAACUUAUUAUAGUAAUUGUGUUGUAGGUUGUCAAAACAUUUUUCUUCAGUUAGAGAAAACCCAAUCCUUCUGCUGAUAGUCAGAUAAGAUGUUUUGUAUAAUCCUGUGACCUUUACACAGCAGUUAUCGUCUGUGUGUGCUGAGAGCAGUUUUAAAUCCUCAGUGGAGGUGGUGCUCCCCCCACCCCAUAUUUUUUUUCCAUCACUACUAAAACUUUGAAAAAAGUGGGCCAUCUGCUGCCAGAGACAUUUUUUACAAAGCCACUGAAAUAAAGUGCCAUGAUUAGUGUGUGUACAAUGCUUACAUUUAAUCUACAAUAAACAAUGUAUAAAUGUAUAUCUGCCAAUAACAUGGAUACCAUGAUCGAAUCAGAACUGCUUCCCAGUGGCAAAUAUUAAUAUCGGAAAUGAACAAUUAAACCUGCUUUAUGGGACACAUUGCACCAUGGUUAGCUAUUAUGGAUGAAGGACAGGCACUGCUCAGCCUUGAGCUAUGAUUCCAGGACAGUAGCCUUGGAUCUCACUUCUAACACCAAUCAAGUAAAGCUGUGUUAGAACCCCAUUUACAUUAAUCCUCAUUACUGUAAAUAUUCAUCUAAAAAAAAGAGAAUAAAUUAAUUAACAACACGCAUUGUUGUAAGAGAUUCAAUAUUUAUCUUUUUUAAGCAUUAAAAUAUGCACCAUUUUCUGUUCUUCGUUUUAUAUUAGUGAAGUUGUGAUUAUUUUUAAAUUUAAGGUAAAUGUUACAUGUUCUUACAAAACUUGCUUUUUUUUCUUCUUACUGUUUUGUUCCAUCUAACUGUAGACUUGCCAAAUCCACUCUGACACUGAUCCCUUUACUGGGAACCCAUGAAAUUAUCUUUGCAUUUAUCACGGAUGAACAUGCUAAGGGGAUCAUACGCUACAUCAAACUCUUCUUUGAAUUAUCCUUCAGCUCCUUCCAGGUAAUGAGAAAAGCCAUAAUGCGUCCAUCCAUGUACAUUAACACCUUCAUGCUCAAAACAAUGAGAAGUUGUGUGCUCCUAUGUUGACUAAUCAUAGGCCACUUAACUCGCAAUUUCACCAGCAACAGUCUACAGUUGGAAGGGGAACAAAUUCCGUGACAAAAUUUCCACUUCCACUGUGUCUGUGAAAUAAUGUUUCCUCCUCCAUCAUGGUAAGAUCAGAGGCCUUAUUAGAUUAAACUUUGUGGUUGUAUUCUAGUAGUCUAUGAGAGGGCAUAACACAGAGCUUCUUUGCAGGCUGCAAUAUCAGACUGCAAUGUACUAUAUGUUACAAAUACUCUGUGUCAAUUAAUGUACUUACUGUAUGUAGACAGUAUGCAAACAACGAAUCACGUCCUUAAAUAAAAUAUAAACAUCUGGCUUGAUUAAAGACACAGAAAGGAUACGUCAUAAACAUAACUCCAGAAACUAUGAUAUUAAGAUUUAAGUGUUUGUUUGUGUCCACUUAAGCAUUACUCUAUGUGAAAAUACUAUAAUUUUAUUAAUGACAGGAGGCUUCAUAUUUGCUUAAGUCUCUCUUUACUAGAACUCCACAGCAGCACAGAAAAACGACCAAUCAGAAAAAAGUUAGGUACUAUAAAACCCCCCUCCCCAUGCAUCAUUGCCUCUUUCUUUGCUGCUCCGCAUCAGUACAGGUCAGAGUACCACUGCCUCCUGCUAAUAUUAGUAGAGGGCUUUGGGAUUUUAUUGCUUAUAUUCAGUAUUUUAGUCUUAUACAUGCAGUAUGUUAUAAUCCUUGUGGGAUUUUAUUCUUAUAAUGCAGUAUGUUAUAAUACUUGGGGGAUUUUAUUUUUAUAAUGCAGUAUGUUAUAAUCCUUGAGGGAUUUUAUUCCUAUAAUGCAGUACUGUUAUAUCCAUGUGGGAUUUUAUUCUUAUAAUGCAGUAUUGUUAUAAUCCUUGUGGGAUUUUAUUCUUAUAAUGCAGUAUGUUAUAAUCCUUGUGGGAUUUUAUUCUUAUAAUGCAGUAUGUUAUAAUCCAUGUGGGAUUUUAUUCUUAUAAUGCAGUAUGUUAUAAUCCUUGAGGGAUUUUAUUCUUUUCAAAUAAUUUUUAUUAAAGUUUUUUUUUUUUUUGUAUAACAAAUGAUAAUAAUACAAACAUUGUAUUAGGGGUAGGAAAGGAGGGGUAACAUGGAAAUGGGAAGGGGUAUCCAUCCAUCAAUGAAAUAAACAUAUUAAAGUAUACGGCAAAAAGAAAAAUGUUUUACAACAAUGCACUUUAACAAUAAAUAUAUCAAAGACCAUAAACUGUUUUGAUUUUUUCUUCCCAUUUAUCCCAGUUGUAUUUUAGUAUUGGGAAACCAUGCAUAUUGGCUCUGUGUGAUAAUUCAUGUGCCUUAUUUUCUAAAAUCAAAUUAAAAACUUCUCUGAGAGAUGGCACAUUUUGAGAUGUCUAGGUAAACAGGAUGUAGCAGCGAUCAGAAUGUGGCCUAUGAUUAUUUUAUCUGAUCUAUUAAUGGACUCCAGGAGUUUUUUAAAUAAGGCUAGUUCCGAGGUUAAGAUACUAAUGGUUCCGUUCACUUUAAUAAUCAGAUCGUGGAUCAUUUUCCAAUAAUUAAUUAACUUGGGGCAGAACCACCAGAUAUGGGCCAUAUUGCCCACUCCCCCACAAUCUCUCCAACACCAGUCAGAAUACAUAUUGUUCAUGUUAUGUAAUCUAGACGGAGCCAGGUACCAGCGAUAUAAGAUUUUAUAAUGAUUUUCAAAAUGGUCGGUGCAAUACGAAAUACCUUUUAAACCUGUAAAGAAACCGAACCAUUCUUCUAAAUCGUACUGGGGGAUUUUAUUCUUAUAAUGCAGUAUGUUAUAAUCCAUGUGGGAUUUUAUUCUUAUAAUGCAGUAUGUUAUAAUCCUUGUGGGAUUUUAUUCUUAUAAUGCAGUAUGUUAUAAUCCUUGAGGGAUUUUAUUCUUAUAAUGCAGUAUGUUAUAAUCCUUGUGGGAUUUUAUUCUUAUAAUGCAGUAUGUUAUAAUCCUUGUGGGAUUUUAUUCUUAUAAUGCAGUAUGUUAUAAUCCUUGUGGGAUUUUAUUCUUAUAAUGCAGUAUGUUAUAAUCCAUGUGGGAUUUUAUUCUUAUAAUGCAGUGUUAUAUAACUCUUGAGGGAUUUUUAUUUUAUAAUGCAGUAUGUUAUAACUAUGUGGGAUUUAUUCUUAUAAUGUAGGUAUGUUAUAACUUGAGAUUUUACUCUUUUAUAAUGCAGUAUGUUAUAAUCCUUAGGGAUUUAUUCCUUAUAAUGCAGUAUGUUAUAACUUUGUGGAUUUUAUUCUUAUAAUGAUGGCAAUCCAUGGGAUUUUAUUCUUAUAAUGCAGUAUGUUAUAAUCCUUGAGGGAUUUUAUUCUUAUAAUGCAGUAUGUUAUAAUCCUUGUGGGAUUUUAUUUUUAUAAUGCAGUAUGUUAUAAUCCUUGUGGGAUUUUAUUCUUAUAAUGCAGUAUGUUAUAAUCCAUGUGGGAUUUUAUUCUUAUAAUGCAGUAUGUUAUAAUCCAUGUGGGAUUUUAUUCUUAUAAUGCAGUAUGUUAUAAUCCAUGUGGGAUUUUAUUCUUAUAAUGCAGUAUGUUAUAAUCCUUAAGGGAUUUUAUUCUUAUAAUGCAGUAUGUUAUAAUCCUUGUGGGAUUUUAUUCUUAUAAUGCAGUAUGUUAUAAUCCAUGUGGGAUUUUAUUUUAUAAUGCAGUAUGUUAUAAUCCAUGUGGGAUUUUAUUCUUAUAAUGCAGUAUGUUAUAAUCCUUGUGGGAUUUUAUUCUUAUAAUGCAGUAUGUUAUAAUCCUUGUGGGAUUUUAUUCUUAUAAUGCAGUAUGUUAUAAUCCAUGUGGGAUUUUAUUCCUAUAAUGCAGUAUGUUAUAAUCCUUGAGGGAUUUUAUUCUUAUAAUGCAGUAUGUUAUAAUCCUUGUGGGAUUUUAUUCUUAUAAUGCAGUAUGUUAUAAUCCUUGUGGGAUUUUAUUCUUAUAAUGCAGUAUGUUAUAAUCCUUGUGGGAUUUUAUUCUUAUAAUGCAGUAUGUUAUAAUCCUUGUGGGAUUUUAUUCUUAUAAUGCAGUAUGUUAUAAUCCUUGUGGGAUUUUAUUCUUAUAAUGCAGUAUGUUAUAAUCCUUGUGGGAUUUUAUUCUUAUAAUGCAGUAUGUUAUAAUCCUUGAGGGAUUUUAUUCUUAUAAUGCAGUAUGUUAUAAUCCUUGAGGGAUUUUAUUCCUAUAAUGCAGUAUGUUAUAACUUUGCGGGAUUUUAUUCUUAUAAUGCAGUAUGUUAUAAUCCUGUGGGAUUUUAUUCUUAUAAUGCAGUAUGUUAUAACUUGUGAUUUUAUUCUUAUAAUGCAGUAUGUUAUAAUUCCGUGGGAUUUUAUUCUAUAAUGGCAUGCUGCAACCCGAGGAUUUGCCUUAUAAUGCAGUAUGUUAUAAUCCAUGUGGGAUUUUAUUCCUAUAAUGUAGUAUGUUAUAAUCCUUGAGGGAUUUUAUUCUAUAAUGCAGUAUGUUAGAAUCCCGGAUUUUUAAUUUUAUAAUGCAGUAUAAGUUAUAAUCCUUGAGGAUUUUAUUCUUAUAAUGCAGUAUGUUAAAUCCUUUUGUGGGAUUUAUUCUUAUAAUGCAGUAUGUUAUAACUUUGUGGGAUUUUAUUAUCUCUUUAUAAUGCAGUAUGUUACAAUCCUGAGGAUUUUAUUCUUAUAAUGCAGUAUGUUAGGAACUUCAGGGAUUUUAUUCUUAUAAUGCAGUAUGUUAUAAUCCUUGUGGGAUUUUAUUCUUAUAAUGCAGUAUGUUAUAAUCCAUGUGGGAUUUUAUUCUUAUAAUGCAGUAUGUUAUAAUCCUUGAGGGAUUUUAUUCUUAUAAUGCAGUAUGUUAUAAUCCUUGUGGGAUUUUAUUUUUAUAAUGCAGUAUGUUAUAAUCCUUGUGGGAUUUUAUUCUUAUAAUGCAGUAUGUUAUAAUACUUGGGGGAUUUUAUUCUUAUAAUGCAGUAUGUUAUAAUCCUUGUGGGAUUUUAUUCUUAUAAUGCAGUAUGUUAUAAUCCAUGUGGGAUUUUAUUCUUAUAAUGCAGUAUGUUAUAAUCCUUGAGGGAUUUUAUUCUUAUAAUGCAGUAUGUUAUAAUCCUUGUGGGAUUUUAUUCUUAUAAUGCAGUAUGUUAUAAUCCUUGUGGGAUUUUAUUCUUAUAAUGCAGUAUGUUAUAAUCCUUGUGGGAUUUUAUUCUUAUAAUGCAGUAUGUUAUAAUCCUUGAGGGAUUUUAUUCUUAUAAUGCAGUAUGUUAUAAUCCUUGAGGGAUUUUAUUCUUAUAAUGCAGUAUGUUAGAAUCCUUGUGGGAUUUUAUUCCUAUAAUGCAGUAUGUUAUAAUCCUUGUGGGAUUUUAUUCUUAUAAUGCAGUAUGUUAGAAUCCUUGUGGGAUUUUAUUCUUAUAAUGCAGUAUGUUAUAAUCCUUGUGGGAUUUUAUUCUUAUAAUGCAGUAUGUUAUAAUCCUUGAGGGAUUUUAUUCUUUUCAAAUAAUUUUUAUUAAAGUUUUUUUUUUUUUGUAUAACAAAUGAUAAUAAUACAAACAUUGUAUUAGGGGUAGGAAAGGAGGGGUAACAUGGAAAUGGGAAGGGGUAUCCAUCCAUCAAUGAAAUAAACAUAUUAAAGUAUAUGGCAAAAAGAAAAAUGUUUUACAACAAUGCACUUUAACAAUAAAUAUAUCAAAGACCAUAAAUUGUUUUGAUUUUUUCUUCCCAUUUAUCCCAGUUGUAUUUUAGUAUUGGGAAACCAUGCAUAUUGGCUCUGUGUGAUAGUUCAUGUGCCUUAUUUUCUAAAAUCAAAUUAACAACUUCUCUGAGAGAUGGCACAUUUUGAGACUUCCAAUGUCUAGGUAAACAGGAUGUAGCAGCGAUCAGAAUGUGGCCUAUGAUUAUUUUAUCUGAUCUAUUAACAGACUCCGGGAGUUUUUUAAAUAAGGCUAGUUCCGAGGUUAAGAUACUAAUGGUUCCGUUCACUUUAAUAAUCAGAUCGUGGAUCAUUUUCCAAUAAUUAAUUAACUUGGGGCAAAACCACCAGAUAUGGGCCAUAUUGCCCACUCCCCCACAGUCUCUCCAACACCGGUCAGAAUACAUAUUGUUCAUGUUAUGUAAUCUAGACGGAGCCAGGUACCAGCGAUAUAAGAUUUUAUAAUGAUUUUCAAAAUGGUCGGUGCAAUACGAAAUACCUUUUAAACCUGUAAAGAAACCGAACCAUUCUUCUAAAUCGUACUGGGGGAUUUUAUUCUUAUAAUGCAGUAUGUUAUAAUCUAUGUGGGAUUUUAUUCUUAUAAUGCAGUAUGUUAUAAUCCUUGAGGGAUUUUAUUCUUAUAAUGCAGUAUGUUAUAAUCCUUGAGGGAUUUUAUUUUUAUAAUGCAGUAUGUUAUAUCCAUGUGGGAUUUUAUUCUUAUAAUGCAGUAUGUUAUAAUCCAUGUGGGAUUUUAUUCUUAUAAUGCAGUAUGUUAUAAUCCAUGUGGGAUUUUAUUCUUAUAAUGCAGUAUGUUAGAAUCCUUGUGGGAUUUUAUUCUUAUAAUGCAGUAUGUUAUAAUCCAUGUGGGAUUUUAUUCUUAUAAUGCAGUAUGUUAUAAUCCAUGUGGGAUUUUAUUCUUAUAAUGCAGUAUGUUAUAAUCCUUGUGGGAUUUUAUUCUUAUAAUGCAGUAUGUUAUAAUCCUUGUGGGAUUUUAUUCUUAUAAUGCAGUAUGUUAUAAUCCUUGUGGGAUUUUAUUCUUAUAAUGCAGUAUGUUAUAAUCCAUGUGGGAUUUUAUUCUUAUAAUGCAGUAUGUUAUAAUCCUUGUGGGAUUUUAUUCUUAUAAUGCAGUAUGUUAUAAUCCUUGUGGGAUUUUAUUCUUAUAAUGCAGUAUGUUAUAAUCCUUGUGGGAUUUUAUUCUUAUAAUGCAGUAUGUUAUAAUCCAUGUGGGAUUUUAUUCUUAUAAUGCAGUAUGUUAUAAUCCUUGUGGGAUUUUAUUCUUAUAAUGCAGUAUGUUAUAAUCCUUGUGGGAUUUUAUUCUUAUAAUGCAGUAUGUUAUAAUCCUUGUGGGAUUUUAUUCUUAUAAUGCAGUAUGUUAUAAUCCAUGUGGGAUUUUAUUCUUAUAAUGCAGUAUGUUAUAAUCCUUGAGGGAUUUUAUUCUUAUAAUGCAGUAUGUUAUAAUCCUUGAGGGAUUUUAUUCUUAUAAUGCAGUAUGUUAUUGCCUUGGUCCUUGUGUAAAUUUUCCUUACACAUGCAGUUUUGUUAUAACCCCUGUGGGACUUUAUCUUUACUUGUAACUUCAGACUAUCACUGUUAUAUACCUAUUUAGUUUGGAUUUCUGGAGGGUCUUUGGGGUCCUCCUGUCUCCUCUAGCACCUUGGCCUUGUCCCCCCCUGUCCGUCUUCCAGCUUUGUGUAUGCCCGUUGUUAUAAUUUUUGUUCCACCUUGUCAGUUUCUGGCGGUGUCGUUAGAUCUAAUUCAAUGCAGGAGGGACGCCCCUCUAUGCAGUCAUCGAUGUCCUGUACAGGUACAAGCCUGUGUGAUGAACAAAAGGACGGCACCGUAGAGCGUUGAGUGUACGAGAGAGCCGCACUCUCUAAUAAUGUGACCGAAUUCUGUGUCAGCGUCAGGCUGAUAGCCUGAGCGUGCCGCACCCGUUAAAAACCAAACAGUAGAGUCUACAUCCAUGACCGGUUCUCUCUACAAGAAUGUGUAACUCCAAACAUGUCCUCUGUAUCCAGCUCAGUAUCGGGCUGAGGUUGAGGGAGGGCCGCACCCUCUAAUAACAAAUCAGUGUCCGGUUCUGUAUAUGAGAGGGGUUCGCUCUCUGUUCCUGAAAAUAAAAUAAAAUAAAAUAUAAUUCUCGGAUCGAGGUGAUGGAGGGCCGCACCCUCUUGUGAUCCAAACUAGAGUCCCUUAGAUACUCAGGGUUACCAACUGCAGGGGUACACCAAUUACUAAUAUCAGCAUAAGACUGAGGUCCUUAGGUGGGUCUCUCUCCGACCACGAGACCUCUCUCUGAAUCACUCACCUGAGAAGGAACCAACUGGUAGUAAACCAGACCGAUGGCAGAUGGUCUAGUAUACAACCUCGAGCCGUAUCCAUCCUAAUAACAGAAAAGGAUGGUGUGAAAAUGCAACCUUCGGAAACAAUGAUGGAAACUACCAACUGACCGCCCGGAUCCCAUGCGCAAUCCACGGGAGCCCGAGAGGUCGAUGGAGGUCAAGUCAUGCCUCUCGACGACCCGAGCGAUAGGAAAAGGAAGAUACGAAAACAAAAACAAUAAUAAAUGUAGAUAAGAGUAAAUAUGUAUCUCGGAUAGAAGGUAAAUAGCAGGCCGGAAGGCAAGUCAAGUAAGCCCCACUUAACAGGGCCAGGACCUUAUGCAGAAAUAACUACCGAUAUCUAGAUGGAUACCGGGAGGCAGCUAGAAGGUUAGUUGUUAAAGACAAGGAAACACUGUGUCGAAUGGGCACAGACAUAGCUGGUCAAUCAAAUAGGCACAGACAUAGCAGGCCAAUCAAUGGGGCACAGACAUAGCAGGCCAAUCAAUGGGGCACAGACAUAGCAGGCCCGUGAUAGCGUUCCGACAACCGUAGGGCCCAUCUGCGUGUUUAUAGUCCCCUAUAUAUAUAUGUGUGUAAAGAAACAGGGAAAGCUUGAGUUAAAUAAUUUCAAUAUGUAAAACCCACUAGCAGGCUAGUAAUGUGAUUAUAACAGCAUUUUUACAUAAUACAUCUGGAUUAAGUUGCUAUUAUGUCUCCAGUCUAAUAUCACAGAUGUUACAGCUACUAGUGAUGAAUGUGCUAUAGCACUAUACAGGGAACUGGCAGACUUUAAUGUUUGGCCAAAGACAGAAAUCCAAUCUGCAGGCACCUCAGAGCAGUACAGGGUGUACUGCCUAAAGCCUAUUCUCCAGCCCAGCAAAAUAUAUAUAUAUAUAUAUAUAUAUAUAUAUAUAAUACCCUCUUGUUUCAUAUAUAAUACCCUCUUGUUUAUAUAUAUAUAUAUAAAUGUGGCGUCAUCUUGGGUUAUAGAUUAACCAUGAGCAGGGUGGAGGGGCCCUCAUCUGAUGUAAAAAAACUCCGGCCGUGAUCGAAAUCCGGCCUUGAUUGACAGAGGGGAGGAAAGCCCCUCAAACAGACCUCCAACCAGUUAGGAACAGACGGGGGAGGGGCCGCAGGUGGAGGCGGCCGUGACGAAGCGGCCACUUGGGACAGGAGGUCCGGCCGCCGGGUCCUUGUCUCGAGCUCCCCGAGCGACCGGAAAAAACACACGGGACCACCGGAGAUGAACUCCACGGUCCCAGAGCUCGGGGGAUCGAAAUAAAAAUAAAAUAAAAUAAAAUGCUACCAAUUUCGUUAUAGAGGGCUGCCUGAUCAUGCAGGAUAUUCAUAUUUUGACUGGAUGCCUCUAUUUUAUCUCCUGUAAUGGAUCUACUGGAUUCAGACCACUGUACCACAUGCGAGAAAUACUCAGAGGUAUAAUGGGGGGAGACUCCCGCUUAUUUACACACACUCUUGGAGGCGGUACGGCUAAUGGAUGAGCCUCAGGUGUUACAAGAGUGCAGGUUUUGGUAUAUUCUGCGCUAUAUAAAACAGACAAUUGCAUUCUGUUUUGGAUAUCCGGACCAUUCCGGACAAACUGCGCAGACAGUUUUUCCCAUAUCAAGAUGACAUGAGAUACUGAGACCUUCAUGGAGCAAAUGGGCACUGCCUUGCUCGGGUAACAAGACUAGGGAAGGCCCACUACCCGGUCUGCAGGUACACCGUACGCAUGGAUCGCAUGGUAAGACCGGAAACCCCAGUUGUCUUGAGUUCCCUGGUCAUUACAAUCUUGGGAUAAGAUGGCAGGACUGCCCUUACUCCUCUGAGCACAUACCUGGAGAACAUGGUUCGGAGAUGGAGGGUGCUCCGUCUAUACUCUAUAUCCCUCACGGGAGCCGUCUUGGUUUGGGUUCGCGCUAACCCACUUUUUCAACUACUAUCAAGGAGACCUAUGAGACUCUAUAGAGGAACCCUGUGUGCUCUGACUCCUACACGGACGUCAAAGUCGGGUCGCAACCUACCGCUGGAGUACAGCUCAGGAUGUGUAGCAGACUCGGAUAGGGCUGCCGACAUUCUCAAACGGGACAACACAUGAUUCGAAUGGCUGAAGCUAGACCCUUCUUUUUUCGCUAUAUCUACUCUCUGGAGUCACCUGUCAUCAGCGAAGGGACUUUACGCCUUGCCUGCGUAUUGGAGAACGCUAUGUGUUCGCGGGACUCCCUCUAUAGGGAUACUUUGACUUCGAUUAUCGAACUCACAUUCCUGGGUCCCUAAGGGUCUCACUAUAUUAUACCCUAUCUUGUAGGUGGCGUGUAGAACCCCUACACGAAUUUUGACAGGUCGGGCAUGGAACAGGAUUGUACGACGGGUAAUCGGACUAUUUCACUCUCUCACUACAGCACGUGAGGACUCUUCGUUGUUAUACAGGUCCCAAUCACCAUUGGAUCCGUACAUCUUAUCACUCUUAGACAAUGACAUCUGGAUGGGAAUCUCAACUCCAGUUUAUGUUUCCCAUCCCUUUGAACUAUUCCCAGAAUAGUCGACCACAGUUCCACCACACAAGUUCAGUUUGGGACCCUGAUUGGACGUCCUUUUUUGGAGUCCUUUCUCUACCGCAGCCGAGGAUUACACAGUCCAUUUGGGAUAUUGGAAUAACUUAGGAUACGGCUAUUUUGACCACACUCUUGCCUUCAUAAUAAAUAUAUUCUCGGAUGAGACCUCUCACUGGGUAGGCCAUGAGGGAACGAAAGAUCCUACUCAGAUCUAUUACGGAAUUGGUGGUGGACUUAGGUGCAUUCCUUGAGAUGGAGAUCUACCUGCAAGGCCACAUCGCCAGGUGACCCUGGCACGAUCGGAGGAGCCACCUUACACAUCAAGAGUUGAGACAUGGUGGCAGUGUCUUUUCGCGACCCUAAGUCCACAAAUGACCUUUGACAUUUUAUAACUACAAGGAAAUGGCUAAUAGGUCUGCUUGGCAGCUCAUGGACCGGCUGGUAGGAAACAGGUUGCAACCCCACGUACAAUGGAUCUAUCAGCGGAUGUUGUUUUUUCCGUAUUUGUGAUGCUACGUCAUCUGGCAUCUUCAUCGAUCUGUCUACUGUCAUUUAUCGCAGUUGGAAAGUCAAUUUAGGAUUAGGUACCAGCGAAACAAACAGCGUUGGAUUUGUUGACCGAGUGUUAAAACAGCAAAUACGAAGCCUCCCGGUCAUGUUAUAAAAUUGUAGAUUAUGCUAGAUUUAGUGUACCUAUAAUCUUAAUUUUAUCCAUGACAGGAGGCGAGUAUUUCCCACCCGUUCUUAUCCCUCCCUUGUUUAAUUUUAAUAGUUUGGAUUAAUCAGGUACAUAUGCAACUCUGCUUGUUGUCUCUGGUACCUGUCACUUGUUCUUAUGUCUGUUUUUUCAUAAGUAGGGUUGGGAUAUCUACAUAUUCAGGUACUUUUGGUUGCUACAUUGGGUACCUACAUGUUUAUUUAGAGUACAUUUCAUUGGAUAAUCAACCUGUUCAAUUCUGUUUUUCUCUCGUUUCAGUUUACAGUCCAUCAACGCUAUCUGGUUUGGCCGUUCUUCUCGGAUGGUGGACAUCGUUGUAUUCAUAGUAUCUAGGACUUUGUUUCUUCCCCAUUAUGUUUUCUGCCUUUUAUUCUGUUUUUGUCGCAGCUUGAAAGAGGAAAUGAUGCAUGGGGAGGGGAGUUUUAUAGUACCUAACUUUUUUCUGAUUGGUUGUUUUUCUGUGCUGCUGUGGAGUUCUAGUAAAGAGAGACUAAAGCAAAUAUUCGCCUCCUGUCAUUAAUAAAAUUAAGAUUAUAGUUACACUAAAGCUAGCAUAAUCUACAAUUAAGCAUAUCUACAAACCCGUAUCCUUUAAUAAUAUACACAGACAGUAAGGUAUAUAUUUCCAGAAAAUUGAAAUGAAAACAAACGUAUUAGAACAAAUUUCAUGUUUUUCAAAAUGCAUAUUUUCACCAUCUAUUUGCACAACUCAACAUUUAUCCCUGAACGUGUCUCUUAAUAUGCCAUUAUUAGCCCAAAGUACGGCAUAUUGGCACUGCUGUCCCUGAGACACUGCAUGUUAUUCUGACUCAUUGUGUAACCGUGCGUGGAUCCUUGUAAGAUGGUUACUUAGUUACGUCAAUAUGCAGAGUUGCCAUGAACCCUUCUCAAAAAAUGUAACUUUUUUAAUUCCAAUAAACAUUGAUGGCCAUUGCAAUAAUGUUAUCUGCGUGGAGAAUCAUCUCCUCUACAGGAUCUUAGGAAAUGCAAUACAGUAAUAAAAUGAAUGUUGCUAUUUGAGCAAUAUUUCCCUUGGUAAAUGGGAUAAUACAUUUUAGAACAUGCCAGGCUGCAAAUGACCACCUUUUCUUAAUACGUGAUGAAGAUUGUAAACUAAAGGGGAACUUUGACUUCACAGGUUUUUAAAUGUUAUGUUUACUUAUCCUUAAAUUUAGCAAAUACACACUUGGUGUGAAAAGUAAAAUUAAAUGUAGACAUUCACAUCUCUUUAUCCCGCAACUGGGCACCUCCAUCUUAGCUCCCUGUCAGUCAUUGUUAUAAACUCCGCCCAUUACACCUGGCAGUCAGUAUAGAGAGAGCCACCUCCAUCUUAGCUCCCUGUCAAUCAUUGUUAUAAACUCCGCCCAUUACACCUGGCAGUCAGUAUAGAGAGAGCCGUCUCCAUCUUAGCUCCCUGUCAAUCAUUGUUAUAAGCUCCGCCCUUUACACCUGGCAGUCAGUAUAGAGAGAGCCUCCUCCAUCUCAGCCCCCUGUCAAUCAUUGUUAUAAGCUCCGCCCUUUACACCUACAGAGAGCAUACCGAGAAGAUGAGAAAUUAAACAAUGUUUCUAUUUUCCCUUUUCAUUACCAAUGUUUGCCCUGACUUUGCCUUGUCUGAAUCGGAUUAUUAUGUAAUUUGCUAAAUCUUUAAUAGAAAUGUAAAAUAAAUUUUAAAGAAAUAACACAAGUUUUAUGUGAUGUUCUAAGUUUUACGCAUUGACAUAAAUGUCAUCCUUUAACAAAAAAAAGAUUAACAAAGAUAAGAAAUAACUCCGAGUGCUGCUCACUUGUUGCAAUUUCCCAGUUAAUAGUUAUUACAUCACUGGUAUCACUAUCCAGCAGGGGCCACUCUUUGUACAAAACCCUUUCACUCACAGUAUAAUGAGAUAUAAUGAUUAGCUAUUGUGUAUAUAAAUAUUAUACUGAUAUAUUUAAAAUAUAUGAAGCAAAUCUGUAAAAAGAAUAAAAUCAUUUUAAACUACAGUCCUGUUAUGUUCAUGUUAUUAAAUCAAUUAAUCAUUAUCAUUUCUUUAAUGUUUAGGGAUUAAUGGUUGCUGUUCUGUACUGUUUUAUCAACAAUGAG
Messenger RNA from Pelobates cultripes (western spadefoot toad), 25388 nucleotides. The record is from the annotation of a GenBank genome assembly. NCBI's taxonomy places the organism in Eukaryota, Metazoa, Chordata, Amphibia, Anura, Pelobatidae.